CCCAACGUCUCUGCGCCGCCCGGCAGGCGAGGAGCCCCUCCCCCUCCUGCCCUAACCACCAUGGGAAUGCCGGACCAAGACGACCGCGCAGCGGUGUCCGCGCCCCUACUCACGCGGCCCGCGUACCUCUCCUCCUCAUUCUCCUCCUCCUCCUCCUCCUCGUUCGGCUCCACGUCCUCGUCCUUCACGGACGCCGCCGCCUCGCCGCCCUCCGCGGAGGGAGGAGGGGCCGCGUCGCCGAUGGGGGGGCCGACCGCGUGCAAGGCGCUCGCGGUGCUGCGGGACCACCCGGGCUCCGUCUCCUGCCUCUCGCUCUGCGGGGAGUUCCUGCUCAGCGCAUGCACGGGCGCCGACAUCGUCGCGUGGCAGCAGCCGGACCUCCGCCGCUUCGCGCGGUUCGGACACGGGGAAGGCUCCGUCAAGGCGCUGGCCGCGGCGGGCGGGCGCGUCUUCUCCGCGCACCAGGACGGACGCGUCCGGGUCUGGCGCGUGUCGCGCCGCUCCGAGAACGCAUUCAAGCUCGUCGCCGCGCUGCCCACCGCCAGGGACUACCUGGGUCGGAUCUUCCGCCAGGCGAGCUACGUCCAGACGCGCCGCAACCACAAACGCCUCUGGAUCGAGCACGCCGACAGCAUCUCCUGCCUCGCCGUGCACGACGGCAUCCUCUACUCGGGAUCCUGGGACAAGACGCUCAAGGUCUGGCGCACCGCCGACCUCAAGUGCCUCGAGUCCAUCCGCGCCCACGACGACGCCGUCAACGCCGUCGCCGCCGACGGCGGCGUCGUCUACUCGGCAUCCGCCGACGGACGCGUCAAGGCCUGGGAGAAAGGCAAGGCCGCGCAUUUCCUCCAGGGCGUCCUCGUCGCCAGCGACGGCGUCUCGUGGAACGCCCUCGCGGUUGGCACCGACCACCGGGUGUACGCCGCGGGGUCGGACGGCCACGUCGUCGGCUGGGACCGGCUCGGCAGCAGGAGCGCGGCCCGGUGGACCCUCGCGUGCGACGUCAAGGCGCACGACAUGGCUGUGCUCUGCCUAUGCAUCGCCAGAGACCUGGUGUGCACCGGCUCCGCCGACAAGACCAUCGGCCUGUGGCGCCGGCAGAGCAGCGGCGAGCUCGCCAAGGUGGGCGCCAUCGGAGGCCACGACGGCCCUGUCAAAUGCCUGCAGGCUUCCUGGUGCAGGGUGAGCAAUGGCUGCAUGGUGUACAGCGGGAGCCUUGACAAGAGCAUCAGAGUUUGGUGGGUGCCCGGUGGUUUGGACGACAAUGAUCAACAGCAGCAGCAAGACAAGUGUAUCAAGGAUCAGAAUCAGAAUGACAAGGCCUCUCUGUUCUUGAGAUGAAUUUUUUUCUUUCAAAUUCAAAACGAAAUUGUUUGCUAUUGCUUUGGUCUAGUCCUUAGUUUGGAUUGUUUGACACUGCCGGGGUUGGUGAUUCUUAUAUUAGAAAAGGAGAGCAUAAAAAGUAAAGUAGCCAUAGAGUGGGUGUAAUUGCGUAAAUGGCUGUAUACUAUAUUCUGAUUUUUGAAAUAGGUUUUUUAUUGGAAGGAAAAGGCUCG
Panicum hallii is the source of this 1556-nucleotide messenger RNA. Its product is annotated as protein JINGUBANG. Gene Ontology annotation, molecular function: protein binding. The coding region runs from base 61 to 1341 and encodes 426 amino acids. The record is from RefSeq and is a predicted model, not a curated record. The transcript has a single exon. NCBI's taxonomy places the organism in Eukaryota, Viridiplantae, Streptophyta, Magnoliopsida, Poales, Poaceae.